This is a messenger RNA of Portunus trituberculatus (swimming crab), 2523 nucleotides long. RefSeq lists its product as uncharacterized. Lineage: Eukaryota; Metazoa; Arthropoda; Malacostraca; Decapoda; Portunidae. The transcript has 4 exons. Bases 10 to 1680 code for a protein of 556 amino acids. The record is from RefSeq and is a predicted model, not a curated record.
GCCGCUGGCAUGGCCACGGCAGUCACUAAGGAUGGCUCGGUGGUGUACCUUCCCCAGGAGGAAAAGUGUGGGAUCAAGGGACGCGCCUACAGCCUCUUCUCGCCCAGUAAUUCAUUCAGUCUCCUCAAGCCAAAUGGUCAGCAACAACUGCUGCGAGGGCCGCGACGUGUGGUGCGGCUUUGUGUGUUUGCGCUGCUGCUGCCCGCUGGUCUCAUCACAGUGCCCCUGUAUGUCCGACUGGUGCUCUUCCCCCCCGCCCACUACCCCAUGAUGCCCACAGACCAGCGUCUCCUCGUCCGUCACGCCUCCUCCUUCUGGUGCGAGGCCCAGUGGACACACAUGAACGGCUCCUACAACGCCUACGUCAGCAGUGAGACGCCGCCCGCCUCCCUCACACGAUCCGUCCACCACAUGCUGUACUCCACCACACUGGAGGACGACGUCAAGGAGUACUGGGGUUUUCACCUCCUCAAAGGCUCCACGGUCACCAUCUCCACCUGCGCCAGCACGGACGGUGCACAGCUGAUGAUCCUGCGAGGUGUAAACAACCUUCACCGCUGCGCCUGGAUCGGCGAGGAGGACUCCGCCGAAGAAGAGGAAGCACCGGUGGGAAAGACGGAGCAUAUCGUGAAGGAUGGCACAGAGCCUUUUCCUUUUUCCGAUAGGGCGACAAGUGUUGAAGAGCCACUACUGUCGGGUGAGGGCGGGAGAGGGCCUAACGACGUGAACCUUCAAGGUGAUGACCCUGAGGUGGGCAUACCUGAUGUGCCCACCUCGGAGGAGCGGCAGGGCGAGCUGGAGCACCUGCUGCGGAAGGCCAUAAGGAUGAGCAAGAACAAAAAGGAGAUCCUGCGGCUGCUGCACAUGUUGCACCGCUCCGAUGACCGCCCGCUGCCGCGACACCUGCAGCGCAGGCUAGGCAUCAUCUCAGAGGAAGAGGACACCCUGAAGCCCCAAAACCCACAUCGCUCUCCAGACAGGAGUUACGAGAGGAUGCCACCCCCGAGGAGGCUGCGGCGGGAAACAAAGGAACUUCCACCGGCCGUCGACUUUAACGGAGCUUUAGAAGUUUUCGACGAAGAGAACGGCAAGGCGGACAGGAAGACACAUACGGCGGGGACCAGCCAGAGUCCCGCGGAGAACUUUAUCGGAGGCCAGGUGUUCUUCCCUGAGGGCCUGAGGGUGGAACGAGGAAAGUUUAACCAGACCAACGAAAACGACUGGUCCAACGAGGAACGCGUGUCCUCCUACUCCAGCAGCGAGGAGGCGUUGGCCAGCUGUGAGGGCGUCAUCAUGACACUGCCCCUCGCGGCAUACCGCGGCUGCAGCUUCCACUGGACCAACCAGAACAAAGUAGUAUACGACAUCCCAGUCACCGGCACCUACUACUUCGUGUUCUCCAGUGAUAACGAGAUCGCCUCCAACAACCUGUUCUUCAACCUGACGCUGCAGCGCGUCACUUACGACACCAAGUCUGCGGUGCGCCUGUGCACAAACGCCACAGAGUGUUCUCUGCCGCUCUCCUUCUGGUCCCACGACCAGACACUGGUGGAGGUACCGGAGGAAAAGUCCUGGAACAACACCUACGUGAUGGACACCGUGUGCCGCCCCCGCGUGCCACUCUUCCUGGCUUUCAUCCUGGCGGCGCCACUCCUCAUCCUCCUUUGUGCCUUCCACUAGCACAGGCCUUCUUCCUUUCCCCAUCCUCUUCCUGCUCCUCCUCCUCCUCCUCCUCCAGCAUAUUUACGCUUCACGAUAGUUAAAGUGCGCGAGCAGGCACGCGCACACACUAAUAUGUAGACACACACACACACACACACACACACACACACACACACACACACACACAAGCAGGUUGACCUUAUCAAGAGACUCAUCGAGUAGUACCCAGAGGACCUGCGCCUCGCCACCUCUGCCGACGGUAAGCUUUUCGUACACACACGUACACACACACACACACACACACACACACACACACACACACACACACACACACGUUAUAAAGGAACCCUAACCAAUACAACGAACAAGCUACAAUGUCAUAUGUCAUAACUUUACGAGAUUCCCAGUGCAUUACGAACAUACGAGUACGUGACUAUACUUUUUAACGCCAUACAGCCACGUGUCAUCGUCGCCCUCACCUUCACCCUCAUCCUCACACUCUCAGCACUUGGCGCCACACUCCUCUCAAGUGUUAUCUCCCUCUCAUUACUCCACUACGCAUUACACUUAAACAAACUAUUCCUUCCCUCCCUCCUUUCCCUCUCUCCGGCAUCCCUCCUUUACCUCUUUCCUCCCUUCUAGUUAUCAAUGACCUUGCAAUCAUCUUUUUUUCCUCCCAUGAUAAGCCUCUCCUCUCCCUCUCUCCCUCCCACUCAUCACAGGUAUUCUUCCUCUCUUCUCCCUCACACUCUUUCAUUCUCUCAUUCACUCACUCAUUCACAUUCACUUGUUAUCUCUGUAUAUAAGAAGAAAUGAAUAAAUAUGCAUUGUGUUCCUGUUUUAAGGAAUAAUUAUAUCCUA